This is a messenger RNA of Klebsormidium nitens, 1540 nucleotides long. The record is from the annotation of a GenBank genome assembly. Lineage: Eukaryota; Viridiplantae; Streptophyta; Klebsormidiophyceae; Klebsormidiales; Klebsormidiaceae.
CCUCGGCAAAAUUGAAAAGGUCUGCACCAUCGCAAAAUGUAAGCAGCAAUGCAGGCAGGGGAUUGCGCGGGCGAAAACCUCAACGGCAGACCUAGGGGGGAAGACAAUUCCUGAAUCCUCACAUGGUAGGAUGGCUUCAGCGGCGUGCCUUGUGGUUUCAGCUCCUGUGGCAGGCUGUAGUAUGACAUUGGACAGGCAGAACCUUACAAAAUGUGAGGUGCGGGGCCUGCAUCCAUGCAAUACGGUAGCGUCCAGCGCCCUCCGGAGUCACCCGUCCUUGCUUCCCUUUGAGGGUCCUCUGGCCCUUGUACAGUCCCUGCUGGUGCAGUCAAGAAAGCUUGGCAAGAGCGCACCACGCGCACUCCGGCAAGCAUACAAAUGCUGCUCAGGUGGUGAAUAUAAUACCUCCUCAAAAACAAAGCCCCGAAUAGGAGAAUCUAAUCCUCAAAAGAGAGAAGCAGCUAUGGGUACAGCCAGGUUGCCCGAUGAUGUGGCCCAAAAUGUGUAUGCUAAAGGGGAAGAAGGUGUCCAUCUUCAUCGCCGAACAAUUUCUGUUUCGCUGGGCGCUGCUGUCAGCAGCAUUCUUGCAAUUGGGUCUACACUGGAAGGUGCUGCAGCGACUUCAGAGGGUGACCAGAAAACGAGGCAGGGUGGCGCCACUACCGACAAGGGCAGUAAGAAAGCCAAUGUGUUUGAGCUGGAGGGCGGGAUCAAAGCUCUGGACGUGCGGAUAGGCACUGGGCCAAAUCCCAAGGAGGGGGACAAAAUUGCCAUCCAUUAUUAUGGCCGUCUUGGCGCCAAGCAAGGCUGGCGAUUUGACUCGUCAUAUGAGCACAAGGACCUGUUUGGAGUUCCAGAACCAUACGUUUUCACCAUUGGAUCGGGGCAGGUCAUUGCUGGCAUUGACACCGCGGUUCGGAGCAUGCGAGUGGGCGGCAUCAGGAGGGUCGUAAUUCCGCCCGACCAGGGCUACCAGAACAAGGAACAAGGACCAGUGCCGCCAGACUUCUUUGAUCGGCAACGACUUUACACGACCAUCUUCAACCCAACAAGGCUAGCAAACGGGGAGGGAGCAACUCUAGGAACGGUUAUCUUCGACCUCGAGCUCGUCCGGAUACAGUCGUGAGGAAAGAACAACUGAUCGACUUGUAUGCAGAACCCGGGUGGACACCAAACGACUGGCUGCAGUGUUUGUGCAGAUUUCUUCAGCAGCAUAUAGGCCUGAGGGUCGGAGCAUACAGAUAAGUUUGCAGUAGAUUGAUUGCUUAGUAAGCAGAGCUAGAACUUACCUAAGAUGACGUACAUAAAAUGCUCUGAUGUGUUGAAAUAGCUGAGUGCGGUACGGUGCGUCAAGACCGAGCCGCCUGAUAAGCCGAACGAACAGAGUUGCAACAUCAUGCAGCUUCUCAGGCGUGUACUAACCGCACUCAGUAGAGAAGGUUGAUGCUUAUUCUUUUAGAGCUUCUCGACCGACUUGAGAGGAACACGGGCGCGGAAAAAGUAAUCUGUAUGUCAAGCUCAGUGCAUGCGCAAUUCCGAU